AACCAUGGAGAUACAGCCGCAGGGAGGGAGGGCCGUGGGAGGAUGAAGAGGAGCACACAGUGCGUGGCCAGGGCGCGCCGGGGAGCAGGCGGCCGGGUGAGCUCGGGCUGCGGGAGGUGACAGCCAGACCAUGGGCUGCCCCGCGGGAUGAGGAGGAGGCCGGUGGCGACAGGCCGGCGAGCCGAGGCCGGGAUCCAGGCGAUGCCAUAAGCACCGCGGUGGAGUGGGGAGGCUUUGGAAAAGCCGGCGUUUGCGGGGAGCUGCCCUGGAAGAGCUUAUUCCAUGUCGGAGCAGCAUCGGCACCCCCGCCCCGUGCCGCCCGCUCCCCCGGCACCCCGGCCAGCCCAGGACAGGACAGGGACAGCCCAGCGCCAGCGGCGCAGGCAGAGGAAAAGGUGACCAGGAUGCUGUGCCAUGGGAAGCCCUGGAGGUCCAUGUGCAAGGGGCUGGUCCUGGGGACCCUCCUGACCAGCUUCAUGUUGCUGCUCUACUCCUACGCUGGCCCCCCGCUGCAAGUCAGCGUGACUGAGAUCCCCAUCCCCUCCUCCUGCUCCUCCCGCCCGUCCCCCGCCAGGGCUCUGGAGGUGUCCAACGGCACGGGGAGCCCCUCAGGACGGAGCUGCCGGCCCAAGCUCAACGUCAUGUUCAUGAAGACCCACAAGACCGCCAGCAGCACCAUCCUCAACAUCCUCUUCCGCUUCGGGGAGAAGCAUCACCUGAAGUUCGCCUUCCCCAACGGCCGCAACGACUUCUACUACCCGUCGUUCUUCGAGCGCAGCCAAGUGCAGCACUACCAGCCCGGCCGGUGCUUCAACAUCAUCUGCAACCACAUGCGCUUCCACUACGAGGAGGUGCGCGAGCUGCUGCCGCCCGACACCACCUUCGUGACGGUGCUGCGGGACCCCGCCCACCUCUUCGAGUCCUCCUUCCACUACUUCGGGCCCGUCAUCCCCCUCACCUGGAAGAUAAUGGGGGAGGACAAGCUGGCCGAGUUCCUGCGGGACCCCCGGCACUACUACGACCCCAACGGGUUCAACGCUCACUACCUCCAAAACCUCCUCUUCUUCGACUUCGGCUACGACAACACGAUGGACGCGGGCAGCCCGCUGGUGGAGGAGCACAUCCGCGAGAUCGACCGCCGCUUCCACCUCGUCAUGUUGCUCGAGUACUUCGACGAGUCGCUGGUGCUGCUGAAGGACCUGCUGUGCUGGCAGCUGGAGGAUGUCCUCUACUUCAAGCUCAACGCCCGCAAGGGCUCCACCGUGUCCCGGCUGACCCCCGAGCUCUACGAGCAGGCGACUGCCUGGAACCUCAUCGACGCCAAGCUCUACCGCUACUUCAAUGCCACCUUCUGGCGUAAGGUGGAGGCCUACGGGAGGGAGAGGAUGGCCAAGGACGUGGCCGAGCUGCAGAGGGAGAACGAGAAGAUGAAGAGCAUCUGCAUCGACGGGGGGCACGCCGUGGAUGCCAGCGCCAUCCAGGAGUCCUCCAUGCAGCCCUGGCAGCCCCUGGGGGAGAAGACCAUCCUGGGGUACAACUUGAAGAAGAAGAUCAACAAGAAGCACCAGAAGCUGUGCCGCAAGAUGCUGACACCCGAGAUCCAGUACCUGACUGACCUGGGGGCCAACCUCUGGAUCACCAAGCUAUGGAGUUACGUGCGGGACUUCCUCAAGUGGUAGGGGCUGGCAGGUGCCUCGCUCCCCCCGGGGAAGAACCAGGUGCUUUCGUUUUUCUUACUCGUGGUUCUUGUGGUUUGGAACUGGCUGGAGGUUCCAGCGCCCAGGAACUUUGGGGGAGACCCUCCACCACCUUCCUGCAGAGCCCCAGCUUGGGUUGGAGACUGGAGACUCUGCCUCCACCCCCAGGGUCGAGGACUGAGGGUUCAGGGGUGGUGUUUUCCUGCAGGAUCCACUUCUUCCUUCCCCACGGAAAGGCUGGAGGAGGUAUUUAUGAAGGACAUGGCCCUGUCACAGCGGGAGCAGGACAUCCAUCCAUCACCACCUUGCUGGGGGCAGCCCAGUGUGGACAGGGACGUGCUGGGACAGCAGUGGCAGAGGGUCCUCUUUGCCCAGAGUGGGCAGAGCUGUCCACAGGGAACCCAGCCCUCCAGGGGCUCCUCAAAUCACUCCUUUGAGCCCUGGUUUUUGGGUGCUGGAGUGUUGGAGCCUGCUGCCCACGGGUGUGAUGAGUACAGCCCGUUCUCAGCUCACCCACAGCUAUCACUCCAUGGCAGGCUAUGACCCAGAGCCACCCAGAGCCAUCUGGAGAUUGGAAAACCCACCCCAAAAGACCCAGCAUUUAUCAACAGCUCCCUGUGGGCUAAGGGCACCCCCUACCUGACCCCCAUCAUCCCAGUUGGAGGGCCCCGUGGCCCAGGUCCCCACAGGGGACAUCCCAGAAGGCCGAUGGGGUCUGGUGAGAACUGGUGUGGGGAGGAGAUGGGGAGCGGGGUGUGGUGGGCACUGUCCCUGUGGUGCCAUCCCGGGCAUGGUGGGGAUGCCAAGGACAGGGUGUGUCCCCACCCUGCCUUGGGGACAGACCUCGUGUGUCCCAGCCGGGCUGGAUGACCCCGGCGACACCGUGUCCUGUCGAGAGUGGCCCUGGCCGGGCACGGAGGUGGCACCGGUGGCUGAGCCUCCCCUGCAGCAAAGGGACCCCCCCAACACCCACCCGCAUUUCACUCCUUCUGUAAAGACCAGGAAUAAAAAAAACAAUUCUACU
Myiozetetes cayanensis is the source of this 2721-nucleotide messenger RNA. RefSeq names its product galactose-3-O-sulfotransferase 1 (gene GAL3ST1). Gene Ontology annotation, biological process: myelination; galactosylceramide biosynthetic process. Bases 405 to 1679 code for a protein of 424 amino acids. Gene Ontology annotation, cellular component: membrane. Gene Ontology annotation, molecular function: galactosylceramide sulfotransferase activity. The record is from RefSeq and is a predicted model, not a curated record. Lineage: Eukaryota; Metazoa; Chordata; Aves; Passeriformes; Tyrannidae. The transcript is spliced from 4 exons.